AUGAACAACUCUGCAGUGAACUUCACCACACCUGAAACAUUCACCGACCUCACAUCAUCAUUACUUCAUGAAACGGAAAUGCUAGAAUGUUUUACAUCAGGCUUCAAUUUCAUGUUUGGUUUUCUCAUACACUCCUAUGUUUUGUGGCUCAUCGUCAACGGGACAGGAAGCAGCGUUGCAUCAGAUUUCUUCAACCUCAAUCUCUCUGUUUGUGAGAUAAUGUUCUCUCUGAAUUGUUUAUUAAGUAUGGUGGUAAAUGUCAUAAGAUUUCAAGGAUUCACAACAUUACCACCAUUUUUACAAGGACUUGCAUUCACUGGCCGUCCUCUGUUUCAGUGUCUGAUCUGUGUCGAGCGUUACCUGGCAGUGGUUCAUCCCGUAACCUUUCUGAAGUACAAACCUCUCAGAUAUAGAGUGAUCUGCUGCACUGUGGCAUGGAUAAUCAUUCUUGGCUCUUGUUUGUUCUGCACGUUUACUUCCAUCUCAGAUGUGUUUUACAUAUAUUCAUGGUUUUUCUCCAUUCAGCUACUACUUUUCCUCUCCAUUCAGUUGUUUUGCCUUUUGGUCAUCCUUAAAUCUCUGAAGCAGUCAGGACCAGGAGAGAGAAGAAGAGAGAGAGAGGAGGAAAACCACAUGAAGAGAAGAGCGUUUAUUAUUAUUCUAAUAACUACAGUGAGCAUGAUUAUCAUGCUUGUUCCAUAUACUAUUGCUGGACUUGUCACUGCUAUUCGUUUGCGAACCCAGAACUGCGAGUCAUCUCUGCGCCUCGGCAACAGAGAGACCCGCGUGGGGAACGCGAACCGAACCGAACCGUCCUCCUCAAAGAACGCCCGGCGGGAGCAGAGCACGGCUUCUCGCAAUGCUCACAGUCAGCUCUCUCAAGAACUGACUGCUGGCAUGCUCCACUCCCAAACAGCAACAUAUUAA
This is a messenger RNA of Pimephales promelas (fathead minnow), 927 nucleotides long. NCBI's taxonomy places the organism in Eukaryota, Metazoa, Chordata, Actinopteri, Cypriniformes, Leuciscidae. The record is from RefSeq and is a predicted model, not a curated record.